AUGGAUCCCCCUGCCGAGUCCGCGGCCGAGGGUCUUCGCAAGCGGAAUACUCCAAUCCAUGCCAGCACUCAGCAGGAGGCCAGACAGGCAGUCCUGGACCUCAAUGCUGCCGAAGAGCAAUCCGACAAGAAGGAGCAGGACAGAAAGACGUUUGGCCGUACUCCCGAUGGAACUGUGUUCACCGUGCCUUACACACAUGACAUGGUCUCUCAGCUGCUCUCGCCCACAGAGCCUAAGAACCUGGGAGACGUGAUCGUCCUUUUGAUCCUUUUGCUGCACAUUCUUUUGGCCUGGUCCCUUCCAGCGGCAUAUCGGAAGCCCGUUCUCGCAGCCAUAUUUCUCUUCUGGAGAGCAGGCUAUAAUAUCGGCAUUGGCUAUCUUCUGCACAUGCAGUCUCACCACAAGAUGCUCGUGAGGUGGGCGCGCCGACUCAAGCUCUUCCCCAGCGCCUCCAAUGGUGAGAAUCCACACCCACAAAUACGAUCUUUUGUCAAACGAGAACUCGAGACCAAGAUUGCUAAAGAUUACGACUUCGAUACCGCCCCUCUUGAGUAUAACACUUGGUUGGUUUUCCGUCGUAUCGUCGAUUUGAUUUUGAUGUGCGACUUCGUUUCGUACAUGCUUUUUGCCAUGUCCUGUGGUCAUCGGCCAGACGGGGAGUUGUUUGUGACCACAUUGUUGCGGUGGGCUGUUGGAAUCUCCCUCUUUGCCUUCAACCUGUGGGUCAAGCUGGAUGCGCAUCGAGUGGUGAAGGACUAUGCUUGGUAUUGGGGCGACUUCUUCUACCUUGUCGAUCAAGAAUUGACCUUUGAUGGAGUAUUUGAGAUGGCCCCUCACCCCAUGUAUUCGAUAGGCUAUGUCGGCUACUAUGGUAUCUCGCUCAUGGCAGCCAGCUACAAAGUUCUGUUCAUCUCAAUCAUCGCUCACGCCGCUCAAUUCGCAUUCUUGGUGUUGGUCGAAAGCCCGCAUAUCGAACGUACCUACAGCUCUCCUCCGCCACGAAGAUCAAUCAACGAAUUGCCGAUAGCAGCACAUGGAGAAAACCACACAUAUGAUCUGAGUACUACAGACGAUGUCUGGCCUCGUCCCGCGCAUGCACAACCAUCCCAAACGCACAAUCUACUGGGCCUAAGCAAUACCGACUUGUAUCGGACUACCGAUUCUGCCAUCCUCGUGUUACAGAUCUACAUCUUUGCUCUGACUCUGCUGACACCGAACACGACCUUCUAUCAAGCAUUCUUUGUCGUCAAUGCGGCAAUAUGGAGAAUCUGGUAUUCUGCCGGGGUUGGAUAUCUGCUUAACAGGCAGUCUUCCAAAAAGAAGUGGACCAGGCAUUUUCUGAAGUACGGCGAGAGCACUGGUGAGGCAUGGAGGCAAUGGAAAGGCACGUACCACCUCAGUAUGAUUCUGUGCUAUGCUUGGUUUACGGCUGCGGCAUGGAAGAUGUACACCAUACCAACCAAUUGGGACUACGGCUUGGUCUUACUCAAGCACGUCGUGGGGUUCAGUUUAAUUGCGCUUCAGGUAUGGGUUUCGUUCAGCAUCUACGAUCAACUUGGCGAGUUCGGAUGGUUCUUUGGGGAUUUCUUUUUUGAUCACUCCUCUAAGUUGACCUAUGGUGGCAUCUACCGAUUUUUGAACAAUCCUGAGCGUGUACUGGGCCUUGCUGGCAUCUGGGGAGUUGCGCUCAUUACUGGAAGUAAAGCUAUCUUCUGUUUGGCCUUGUUGAGCCACACUCUCAGUCUAGCAUUCAUUCAAUACGUCGAGCGACCUCACAUGCAGAAACUGUACGGCCGAAGCCUUCGGCAAGAUGCUGGUUUGGUCAGAAGCCUGCGCAGAUCGCUGCCACCACCGUUGCGACAUUGGCAAGACGGUAUGGACAAGAUGCUGGAUGAGACAUUCGAUUAUCUCGAAGACUUCUUCGAUGCCGUACGUCCCAAAUUGGCGGCAGGUGUCACAAGUAUUGUACAGGACGUUAAAGACCUCAUACCAAAACACACAGCGCGUGUCACCAUCACGAAGGUGGAGCCGGAGGUCGUUGGCCUGAACCCAGAGGAUUACAAUCUCGAGAUUGAAGGUACUCCGGCAUCUCCUUUGGUUGACUCGCAGCGCUCAAGCGAUAAAGAAUCGGGCUUGGUUCGUACCGCAGCCGAAGCUACCAGCGGACAAAACGCUCUUCUCUUCGAGUACGGUGCUCCCAUUAAAGUCAAAUGGACAGCUCCUCUUAACCACGGCGCGAAAGACUGGGUCGGACUGUACAUGGUGACCGACAAUCCGUCUCGAGAGGUGACGACAAUUCCUUCGUCGGGCCGUUGGAUUGCUACCAAUCUACAAGAAUAUGACCUGCUGAAUUCUGAAAAGGGCAUCAUCUCCAGUAACGUCAAGACUACCGUGAAAGGCAAAGACGGCUCCGAGAAGGAGUGCUUGACUGGGGAAAUGAUCUUCUCCGGCGACAAGCUAUGGUGGACACAAGGUGUCUUCGAGUUCCGCUAUCAUCACAACGGCAAACAUAAUGUCAUGGCCAUCUCACGACCCUUUGAAGUUCGUAUUCCACGAUUCAGUGAAGACGAUCUGGAAGGCACAGACAGCACCGCCACUUCCGCAGGUACCAUGCUGACGCAAAAUGACGUGCUGAUUCGACGGUCUAUCGAAAGCACACUCCUGCCCAUCGUGCAGAACUGCUUCGAUCGGGACCCAGAUAUCGCGCCGAGCACCCCUUCAGAGGCGUUUGGCAGCUUGGUGGACCGGGACGGAAAGUACGCUAAGCGCGUCGUCUACGCUAUCCAUCAGAUGUUUGGCAUCGAGUUCGCACCCCAGGUUGUCAAGGCGGAUGGCAAGGUCGAGAAUCUGGCCUGGCGCAUCUGGGAAGCAAAGAAGGUUCUCGCCCCUUUCAGUAUGUCAAGAUCGAGAGGGACGAGCACGCCUGUUGAAAGUGAUGUUUGA
Messenger RNA from Exophiala spinifera, 2943 nucleotides. RefSeq lists its product as uncharacterized. Gene Ontology annotation, molecular function: phosphatidylethanolamine N-methyltransferase activity. The coding region runs from base 1 to 2943 and encodes 980 amino acids. The transcript is spliced from 2 exons. Lineage: Eukaryota; Fungi; Ascomycota; Eurotiomycetes; Chaetothyriales; Herpotrichiellaceae. The record is from RefSeq and is a predicted model, not a curated record. Gene Ontology annotation, biological process: phosphatidylcholine biosynthetic process.